GAAGAAAAGCAGUCUACACCUCAACGGCCCUCAUUGCAGAUGAGUUCUGGAUUGAAGGAGCGAUUGAAGCGAUGUGGACGCUACCACUCCUCUCCCCUAUCUGGACAGAAUACACACAGCCGGACACACUUCAACCCCCCAUCUCUGGUAUCUUCUAAUAAGUCAGAAUCCCGACAAAUUCUAGAAAAAGAAAACUGUGAUUUACAAAAAAGCAUGGUCAUCAGUCAUAAUGCUGAUCAAAGUUAUCCUGUGAAUUCAUGUACAAUGUCAGAGGUGCAAUUUGCAAAGAGUGUUAGUUUUACUGACAAUAAGGACUUGAAAAUUCUUGGUAGCCAUGAUUCUAAAAGUGGGGAUAGUGGUGCUAUGGUAAACAUGAUUAAACCACAGAAAUUAGACUUCUCAAAGGAUCAAUCCUGUGGAAGUAAUAUCUCCUCCAGUUCAAAUAUUGAAAGGGAUUCACAAAAUAUGGAGAAAAGUAAACUUCAAUCAAUGAUAAAAGAAAGGGAAGAUGUCCUACGAAAACUCAAGCUUGUUCAAUUUUACCAAAACAAGCAUGACCUUGAGAAGAUGGAGGAUUUGAUCAGGAAAUGGCGGUGUGUGUGUCAGGAGGGAUUGGUCAAUCUCCUGAAUUUGAUGCCAGAACCUCGACCUGAGCUUACGGAACUGAUUGAUCAUCUGUGUAUCGAUCACAAGUUGAUUGGUUAUGACAAGGAGGAGCAGUCAUUUACAGAAUGUACAGACUAAAAUGUUUAAUUGAAUCAUGACUCACAGACUGGUUAAAUAAAAACAGUUUUUAGCAUGACAUGUCUUAGAAAAUCACAUUGUUUACAAUGAGUUUCACUUUGAAUCCAUCUUUGUAGAAUUGUUUGUUUGCCCUCAUCUGAAUGACUGGCUAAAAUAGCCCAACUGAAAACUUUUUUAACCUUCAUGAAAUUUAAUUUAAUCUUUAGACAGAUUUUGAAAUUAAAGCACUGAUGUUGCAAGUUUCUUAGAAAAAUUCACCCUUACCAUUAUUUUAACCUGAUUUGGGAGAGGGCAAGCAAAUAUUAUUUGAAAGGUGGCCUGACAAAUUUUUUUUAUAUGAUAAAAUUUCAACUCCAAAUAUUUUCUAGUUCGGAACAUUGUUAUUAGGAUGAAGUGUCUGAAAAUUAUAACACACAUAAAAUACAAUGUACCACAGUUGAUGUUUAAUUUAUGUUACUUUACUGUUUGUUUUAAAUUUAUUUUUGUUACUCAGUUAUGAUCUGUUUUAUAUAUAA
Molecule: messenger RNA, 1259 nt
Organism: Saccostrea cuccullata (small rock oyster)
Lineage: Eukaryota; Metazoa; Mollusca; Bivalvia; Ostreida; Ostreidae
Product: swi5-dependent recombination DNA repair protein 1 homolog
Exons: 3
Coding region: 40-744 (234 amino acids)
Biological process (GO): positive regulation of DNA-templated transcription; double-strand break repair via homologous recombination
Cellular component (GO): Swi5-Sfr1 complex
Source: RefSeq, a predicted model, not a curated record